Messenger RNA from Caenorhabditis auriculariae, 11827 nucleotides. NCBI's taxonomy places the organism in Eukaryota, Metazoa, Nematoda, Chromadorea, Rhabditida, Rhabditidae. The record is from the annotation of a GenBank genome assembly.
AUGCCACGUAGUAGUACUACGAUGAAGGUAUUGCUUCGUACCUCCCCCAAGCAGAACUCAGCUUGGAGCAAGCUGGUGGGUUGGCGUUAGCCUUACCAGAUUCCGAUCGAUUCGGAUGGCUUUAUGCCACGUAGUAGUACUACGAUAGAGGUAUUGCUUCGUACCUCCCCCAAGCAUAACUCGUCUUGGAGCAAGCGUGUGGGUUGGCGUUAGCCUCACCAGAUUCCGAUUAAUUCGGAUGGCUUUAUGCCACGUAGUAGUACUACGAUAGAGGUAUUGCUUCGUACCUCCCCCAAGCAUGACUCUGCUUGGAGAAAGCUGGUGAUUUGGCGUUAGCCUCACCAGAUUCUGAUCAACUCGGAUGGCUUUAUGCCAUGUAGUAGUACUACGAUGGAGGUCUUACUUGAAAGACCUCUGACCAAGCUACGCCGCUACUUGAAGCGGUUUAGUAUAGCGGGAUCACAAGGAUCCACAGAAGCAUAGCUUCUGGCCCAAGUACGGGACUUUGACGACUUCAAGACCGAUACUGGCUGUUUGGAAAACAGCUGGCUCUCCAGUGGAGAACCGAUCGGCGAGGGCGCAUGAAGUUUUUGGGAAUGAGAUACACUUCUCAGCAGAAACUGCUGUUUGUGUAUCGCCACGUGAUCUUCGAACACGUGGAAAUUUUAAAAACUUCAGUAAUGGACGCAAAAGUGGGACAGCAAUGUGAUCGUUUCGUAGUAUUUGUAUAUAAUGUAAUGGUUCUCCUUUUUUUAUCAUCGCAACAUUUCAUCAUGCUUUGUGAACAUGUGCCAAGAGAGGCGGCGCCUGAGGCACUCGCCCUCUCUAUUCAUUACAACAUCAUCUCUGGCAUGGCGCACUGCUAGCGUGCGCCACGAAAUAAAGAUUCAAGCCGAGUCGCUUAACCUCGCAAAAACAAAAAUAACGCGGAAAUGAGGGGAAUUUUUUUUCCCGCGUUACAUGGAGGUCCCGAGAACUUCCACCAUAUUCCAUCCGGUGGAAGGUGAAUUCCUGUCAUUCCCCUAUUCGAACUACGACAGACUCUCGGAUUCUGAAUUACUUUUACCGCUACACCUAUUCAUAUUCAACUAUUUCUACGAUCGGCAGUUUUCGUAUUAUCGUGUUCGGGUACGAGCGAGGCAGAAACUACUCCAAGGAAAGGACGUGAGCAGCCAGAUGAAGCAGAACUUGUGAGGCAAUUUUAACGAAAAAAAUUUGAAUUUUUAUUGAGCGUCCUUGAAUAUUGUUAAUCGAAUUAUUAUUAUUAUUGUACUCAUCCGAUGGGGGGUGGGAAAGCAAACUGUGAGAGUACCGGCCAAGAAGCCUUGAAUUUAUAGAUAUUAUUGAAUGCUAAUGAUUAUUUGGACCGAGUAGUGAAAUUGUUGAAGAAUUUUUUUCUAAAUCUACGUCAUUGUUUCUGCCGCCCGACCUAGUUUACCAAAAUGUUUAUCUUCACUUCCUUUUCAUAUCUAUCUCAUUGGCUGUUUAAGCUCAGUACCUGAUUAUUGGGUAAAUAGUGUAAACUGAGCUAAGGUUCUGAAGAGUAUUCAUCUGCCAUCGUUUUGAUAUUGUUUCUGAAUCUGUAUUUGUAACUUCAGUUGUUAGGCGAACUAGGCAAGCCAAAGUCCGGCACAUUCCAUCUGAUUUUUGUUUCACAUGUUCACCUGAGAACCAUUCUUUUAAGAUCUUGAAGCCUCGAGGACGAGACUUUCGUCGACGCCCGGGAUGUGGUGCUUUUCUUUUAAAUUGCUCUAGUAAUUUACUAUGUUAAGUAUCAUCCAUCAUUCUUUUUAAAGCCUCGGGACGAGUCUUUUGUCCAGGGGUUGGAUGUAAUGGUUCUCCUUUUUAUCAUCGCAACAUUUCAUCAUGCUUUGUGAACAUGUGCCAAGAGAGGCGGCGCCUGAGGCACUCGCCCUCUCUAUUCAUUACAACAUCACUCUGGCAUGGCGCACUGCUAGCGUGCGCCACGAAAUAAAGAUUCAAGCCGAGUCGCUUAACCUCGCAAAACAAAAUAACGCGGAAAUGAGGGGAAUUUUUUUUCCCGCGUUACAAUAUCUUAAAACUAGAAUUUUGCGCAGAUAGCCGCUAUGUGAAAUCUAUUCCCAGAAAUUAAAUUUCGAGCAAAUUUAUAAUAAAUUCUGAACCCCAAGCUAAAAACGACCUCCUAUGCAAGAUUUGAUUCACAGAGUGUGCAAUGCCCAAGCACACUGUAGAGGUUACAGUAAUUCCAGAAGUUUUUAUUAUCAGGCAAUAUACGUCUGGAGUUUCCAAUUGUGAUUGAUUCCAGAUUUCAGUACUUCUUGAACUAUCAGAAAGAGAUAAACGUGAUAUAGUUAAUGUUUCCCGACUUGAAAGGUGAGAGAGGCGAGGCAAGAGGCAGGAAGCGUAGCGUGUGCGUACGCGGUUCUUGGCACUCGUUCAAUUCGACCGCCAGCGAGCAUUCAGAGAGCUCAUUUAUCGCUCUUUUUCACUUCUUUUUUUAAAUUAUUUAUUGAUCAUGUUAAUUUGUGCAUCAAAAAAUAGUAGAAAAUACAGAGAAAGAGCGGUUGCCGAGCUUUUUAAGUAGUCGGCGGCAAUUGAAUUGAACUCGCGCCAAGGACCGCGUGUGCACGCUACGUCCCUCCCCUUUCAAGUCGGGAAACAUUGACUAUAAAUGAUACGUUGAAAAAAGGUCAAAUAUUGAAGAAAAAAAAACUCGCACUUGUCUUUUAGUUUUAUCAUUUUUGCGCUCCAUUCUCAAAAAAAAAGUUCUAUUCGGAAACACUCAAUAUCGGAAAAGCUCAGAAAUCACAAAAGCCGGUUUCUUCGUUGAUGUAAAAUUUCAAAAAUGAAAAAAUCGCACGUUUUUCAUGAUUUGAAUUGUUUAAAUCGAAAUCAGAUGAAUCCGGAUGAAAUCAGGCAAAAAUCAGAUGAAAAUUCAAAACGAGUGGAGAAGUUUCUGUCUUUCUUACAGGUACAGUCGGCAAGCAAGCAGCUCAAGUUCGACUUAAAAUCGAAAGCGAGAAGAGCUACAAGCUCGAAAGCAAGGUUUUUUUCUCGAUAAUACCAAGUUCGAUCCGAUAAAAAUUCAGCAAAACCAAAAAAGAAAUAAAAUAGAAGUCGCCAAAAACGGAUCUUUCAGCCUUAUCAUGAUGGUUGAUCCUGAAAUUUCAAAACUUAAUUGAACGGCGGUCCUGAAGCCUAUGCAAUGAAGUCAAACAAAAUUUUCCUUUUUUAGGGACAGGAAAGAAAAAAUUUCAAUGUGUUUCCGAGUUUCAGGAUAAUGGCGAAAAAUCUUUUCCUCCUAUAUUGAAUGCGGCCUCAGCAAGCUAAUACGAUGAAAAAAAAAACUGAAACUUAAUGUUUUUGAAAACCUUUUUUCAAUAAAAUGAUUGUUUAGGUCCAAUGGACAACCGCGACGAAUGUCGCCAAGCGAACGAAGGAAGGCGAAUGCCUCCCCCAGAAGACGGCGGCCAAGACCUGGUUCGUUUUCGAUUCGGCUGCACAUUUUAGAGUUCGAAAAGACUCUGAGCCAUAUAAAAUCAAUGCUUUAAUGGGAAAGAUGCUGAAACACUGAUAUAAAGAACCGCCGUUCUGGAUAUUCGCUUAAAUAAUCUUUUUCAGAAAUUUCUUUUUUUGGCAGACAAUCGGAAAAUUUGGAAGCAAAAAAGUUAACUUAUUAUAAGCCUAUUCUAUAGUCGUCAAAAUCGAACUUUGAAUCGAUUGAUGUUUUUUUGAUAUCGAACGUUGUUUUUGUGAUAUCAAUUUCAAAAUGUUUGAACUUCAACCCAAACAUUUUUUUUUUUCAAUGGUUAACCGGUUGAAAAUCGCCUGUUGAGCAUUUUCGAAACGGAGUCAACUUUUGAUAAGAGAAUGUACGAACGUCCGAUUGAACGGUUUAAGUUGACGACUAUACUAGAUUCUCUACUUCCUCAAAAAAGUUAAAAAAGUUAAAAACCUCGCUAUGUUAUGGAACUUCAAAGUUCAAACUACAAAAACGGGAAUUUUGCUUUUACAGCCGCCACCGAACCACCAGUUGGUCCUCGGGCGAUACGAGGCUCAAGAAGUAAGUUAUCUCGAUUCAAUAUUUUGGAAAGGAAUUCAUACCUAGCUGUUCCCGAAAAUCUUUUCAGAAAAAAGAGCCAACGAUUUUCGAUAUUUGAUCUUUCUGUCCACUGAGGUUUUUUUGAUACGACCUUUUUAACAGUUAAAAUAGUUAUUAAGCUUCUGAGUAUAUUUAAAAAAGGUUGAUUCCAAUUAAAAAAAUUCUUAUUCCAUUAAUUUCAUUAACCUCUUUUACAUGGCUAAAUUAUAGGUAUCGAGCUUUCUGAGCCAGAACCAACAAAACCAAGUAGGACAGCCGGCCCUCUACGAGCUCGCCGUGCACACCGAUGAGCAGGGCACACCGGUGAGAUUUUGAUGUGAUCGAAAGUUUUUCAAACAGAAAUCGUUUCUCAAGUUGGGUCUUUUUGAUGAGUGAAGAGGUUUCAACGCCUCAAUAAAUCUGCGAAAAUCUUCAAAAUGAAAUUUUUCAACUUCGUCUACGGAUGAAACUAACACUGCUUCUUUGACGAAAAAGUUCAAACCAGUUUCAAAUAAGCGAAAAUGGAUUCAGCAAAAAAAAAAUCGAACUAACGAAAUUAAGUCGACCUUAACGUUUCCAGAACCUUAAUUAUUUUUUUCAAAAGUGAAUCGAUUCGGAAAAUUUUAGUACCAAUUUGGUAUCAUAUCGAGCCCCGUAGGACCAAAAGGAGCUUGGAAGAUUUUGUUUAGAACUUAAUUCAAGAGAUAAAUUUCAAUAUAUAAUCAAUGUUUCCUGACUUGAAAAGCGGAAUGAGUAGGCUGGCAAGGGCGACGCGGCUUUUUGGGGUGUUCAGGGUCAAACGCAAUCAUAGAAAAAAAUUUCGAAAAAGUUUUUAUUAAUUUUGUACUUUUAGUCGUUCAACUGAGUCUUUUGCAACCCAUGAAAAAUUACAAAUAUUGAAAAAGUGUCAAAAAGUUGCUUGUGUUUGACCUUGUGGUACCCGCCAAAAGCCGCUUCGCACACGCAACGCUUCACCCUUGCCAAUCUACCCAUUUCGCCUUUCGAGUCGGGAAAGGUUGACUAUAAUCAAUGGUAAUCUCAAAAACUAACAAACAGUAAGAGCCCUACAAAUCUCACUGAACAGGAUGAAAUUUAACUUAGCAAAAAAAAAAAAAAUUUCCAUUUUUCAGCGCUUGGAGUUGAGGCUCCAUGGCCAACGUCCGCCCAGAGCAGCCGAAGAGGACACAAACACAAAGGUUCGAUUUUUUUUUUCUGUAUGUCUUGAGAAUUUUGAAUCGAAAUUUUCACUAACGAUCUUAAUUAUCCAUCAAGGACCAAUAGAUUUACAGUAGGAAUGCUUCAAAAGAGAAUUGAAUGAAAUUCUUUUAGUUGUAAUGGAUUUUAAUGGCUCCGCAAAGUGCGCUUCAUGAACAGUCCCAGAGAAGAUUCGCUUCUAGAAUCUGCUUCGAAACAGGUUGAAGUCUGAAAAGACAACCAGGAAGUCGAAAAAUUGUGCUAAACGGUUAAUUUGUCCGGUUCUGAAUUUAUUGAAAUCGGAAACAUAAAAACUCACUGAAAACUUAAAAACCGAUUAGUACUUUGCUGGUUUUCAUAGGUGCAAAUAAAAGCUAGUGGCUCGAUAUUGGGAAAUCGUUUCAAUUUUUGCAAGAAUAUUUUAACAAAAACUGACAAUUUCUUCAGUAUUAAACGAAAUCGGUCUGAAAACGAACUGAGAAACAAAAACUCACUCUUCUAGGAGGCCAUGAUAGAGGAAGGAGGAGAUGAUGAAGUGGAACGCCGUCGUGUCGAAGAAGUCCAAGCGGAAAGCCCCCAGGUACACACACAAAGCGCCAGCGUCCCCAACUCGCCUUCGGUUAGCUCCAACUAGUAACUCUGAAAGACUUCAAUCGAUAAAAAGCGUUAAAAUGAGAAAAAACUUUUGCAAUUUUCGUUUCAAACCUUAAAGUUUUUGAAAAUCUACCAAUCCUGGUAAGUUGAGUACAAAUUUUUUUUUACUGAAUUUCAAAUUCUAUCAAGAUGACGUUUUUGCGAUUUUUGCUCCACUAAAUACUCUGUAAGACUUUGAUAUUCAAUAUAAAUGUUGCGAGCUUCGAGAUAAACCGAAAAUUUUUCUUCAAAAUACGACUUCUGAAAAAUCGGAUAGAUACGCAAAAAAAACAUUCCAAUGAACGGAACAAAGAAGAAAUUUAAUUUGCAGGAAACUCCUGAAUCGCCUUUUGUAUGUCAUGUCACGAUGCGGAAAAAAAAGCAAGGAGAAAGUCGGUCCGCGCCACCACCAAAGGUUUUUUUUCGAACGAUUUCCAACCUUCUUAUCAAAAGAAAAAAAUCUAACCCACGAUGUUUUUUUCCGUGAAAAUUUAUGAACUAUGCUUCAAUUCUAUGACUUCUAAAAUUUGAAUAGACUCCCAAAAAAAAGAUUCCAAUAAGCCAAACAAAGAAAAAAUUGAAUUAGCAGGAAACCGCUGAAUCGCCUUCUGUAUCUCAUGUCACGAUGCGCAAAAGAAAGCAAGGAGAGGGUCGGUCCGUGUCACCACCAAAGGUUAUUUUUGAACGAUUUCAAAACUUAUAAUCAAUAGAAAAUUCAAGCACGAGAUGUUUUUUCAGGAAAAAAAUUUAUAAACUGUUCUUCAAAAAAAUACGACUUUCAAAGUUUCGAAUAAGCUCACAAAAAGAUUCCAAUAAGCCGAACAAAGAAAAAAUUGAAUUUGCAGGAAACUCAUGAAUCGUCUCCGGUCUGUCAUGUCACGAUGCGAAAAAGAAAGCAAGGAGAGGGUCGGUCCGCGCUACCACCAAAGGUUAUUUUGAACGAUUUCAGAACUCAUAAUCAAAAAAUUUUCAAAUGAACUCUGGGCUCUUCAAUCAUGAAGGGCUCUUCAAAAAACGUCGCUUCCUUAUGUCCUUAUGCCGGAAAAACUUGAAUAUUGUGAAAGUAUUCUUGAAUCGGUCAACUUUUCUUAAGCGUUCAGGAAAUGCGUAUAUUAGCAUAAGCAUCCUUUCCCAAGCGAGAAAAGAACUAUUACGAAUGAUUCUAUUACCAUCUAAAAAAACUUUAUCGAUUAAAAGCUUAUACAGUCUGUGUGCCACGACUUGAAAUUUCUUCAAACGACGUUCCGCUGUUCCGCUGCGUGUGUUCGCGAAGCGUCUUUCAAAUCUAGGUCACGCUUUCAAUUGAUUGUUAGCGCUGUGGGAGCACACUAAAGUAGAAUACCUUAAUAAAAAGAAAAAAAGUUUGAAAGCGCGACCAAGGUUCGCAAAGGCUCGCAGCGGCACAGCGAAAUGUCGUUCGGUGAAAUUCCAAGUCGUGGUACACAGACUAUAAACUUUCGAAAAUCAUUGAGCAGAAUUUCGACUUGUUCAAAAGUAUUUUAUUGAACUGUUUUCAUAUGCAUUGAAAGAAAAUAAAUCCGCAUAGAAGAAAUUUGGCUUUCAUUUCUCCUCAGAUCUGGAAAAGGGGGAUUCCCCGCAGCCUAUGAAGUUCAUGAACUUCAAGGAAAUGAAAAGAAAUGAUUGAAGUUUAGAAGAGUCUCAUGGGACCCGCACAAUGGUCGGCCAAAAAACGAUCGGGAGAAGUUGACGCAGAAUCGGAGCCAGCUCCGAAGCUGACCGCAGAGGAUAACACAGUUGUAUGUAUUUUUUUUCCUACAGAAACUCAAAAUUACGGGGAAUUCUUAAUGAAAGAAACUUCAACAACUUGCAAAAAUCGAGAAAAUGAUGAAAGAGAAAAGAAAGAUGAAUGUAGAUAAAAACAAACCUUUCGCUGUUGACAGAAGGACCAGAAGGUUUCGUUGGCCGACCAAGUCGAAGAGCCGACACAAGACCAAGAGGAAGAGAGAUCAUCCGGAUCUUCAUCGAGCUCGUCAUCAGCGGUAAUUUUUCCUUUUCUGCUAUAGAAAUCAAUCAUUCACUUCACUCGGCUGUGAGGUAGGAGAUGUUCCCAUCGAUCAUUCGGAAAUAUUCCUCUAGAUCUUUUUAAAUCCUUCCUUUUCGUUCUCUUUUCAAGCAUUUCUAUCAUAAUCAAACCACACAAUGUAUAUAACUUUGAAGAUCUCAAUAUCAUUUUAAUAUAUAAAUUCGAAUGUAGAUAAAAAGCAAAACUUUUGCUGUUGACAGGAGGACCAGAAGGUUUCCCUGGCCGACCAAGUCGAAGAGCCGACACAAGACCAAGAGGAGGAGAUCUUCCGGAUCGUCAUCGAGCUCCUCAUCAGCGGUAAUUUUCCAUUUUCUGCUAUAGAAAUCAAUCAUUCACUUCACUCGGCUGUGAGGUAGGAGAUGUUCCCAUCGAUCAUUCGGAAAUAUUUUGUCUAGAUCUUUUUAAAUCCUUCCUGUUUGUUCUCUUUUCAAGCAUUUCUAUCGUAAUCAAACCACACAAUGUAUAUAACUUUGAAGAUCUCAAUAUCAUUUAAUAUAUCAAUUCGAAUGUAGAUAAAAGCAAAACUUUUGCUGUUGACAGGAGGACCAGAAGGUUUCCCUGGCCGACCAAGUCGAAGAGCCGACACAAGACCAAGAGGAGGAGAGAUCUUCCGGAUCGUCAUCGAGCUCCUCAUCAGCGGUAAUUUUCCAUUUUCUGCUAUAGAAAUCAAUCAUUCACUUCACUCGGCUGUGAGGUAGGAGAUGUUCCCAUCGAUCAUUCGGAAAUAUUUUGUCUAGAUCUUUUUAAAUCCUUCCUGUUUGUUCUCUUUUCAAGCAUUUCUAUCGUAAUCAAACCACACAAUGUAUAUAACUUUGAAGAUCUCAAUAUCAUUUAAUAUAUCAAUUCGAAUGUAGAUAAAAAGCAAAACUUUUUGCUGUUGACAGGAGGACCAGAAGGUUUCCCUGGCCGACCAAGUCGAAGAGCCGACACAAGACCAAGAGGAGGAGAGAUCUUCCGGAUCGUCAUCGAGCUCCUCAUCAGCGGUAAUUUUUCCAUUUUUCUGCUAUAGAAAUCAAUCAUUCACUUCACUCGGCUGUGAGGUAGGAGAUGUUCCCAUCGAUCAUUCGGAAAUAUUUUGUCUAGAUCUUUUUAAAUCCUUCCUGUUUGUUCUCUUUUCAAGCAUUUCUAUCGUAAUCAAACCACACAAUGUAUAUAACUUUGAAGAUCUCAAUAUCAUUUAAUAUAUCAAUUCGAAUGUAGAUAAAAAAAGCAAAAACUUUUUGCUGUUGACAGGAGGACCAGAAGGUUUCCCUGGCCGACCAAGUCGAAGAGCCGACACAAGACCAAGAGGAGGAGAGAUCUUCCGGAUCGUCAUCGAGCUCCUCAUCAGCGGUAAUUUUCCAUUUUCUGCUAUAGAAAUCAAUCAUUCACUUCACUCGGCUGUGAGGUAGGAGAUGUUCCCAUCGAUCAUUCGGAAAUAUUCCUCUAGAUCUUUUUAAAUCCUUCCUUUUUGUUCUCUUUUCAAGCAUUUCUAUCAUAAUCUAUCCACCCAACGAAUCAAUCCCGAAUAUUUCUGUAGGUCUCAAGUUUGUCCAACUUUUCUCAUUAUUUUUGAGUUGUUGGCAGGCUUGUGCGAGAGCCGGUCCGUCAGUUUAAUGAAUUUAGGCCAGUUUUUUGAAUUAGGCAAUAAAUUUAAUGAGGAGAAAAAAACUUGGUGAAAAUUAAUUUUUUUGAAGAUUUGAAAAAAAUUUUUGCCAUCCCUUUUCUGUGUCCUAUAGUCUGUUCAGAUUUUUGAAUGUCAAGUCGUCGCUCAAGCUCCGCCCAUAAUGGUGCGAUAAACCAAUCAGAGAGCGAGCCAUCCACAGAGUGUUUUUGAAUGACGUCAUUGCACUUGAAAUAAAAAAAUCUGAACAGACUAUAUGUACGAAAAAAAAAUAUCAGAAAAAGAAAAAUCGAAUCAAAUUGAGCUUCAAAAAGAGGGGGCUUUCUGAAUAUUUCUCUUUUUUUUUGUUGUAAAUAUUCAUUUAAGGAACCAUGGUCCGAAGAGUUACAGGACGUUUAUGAGUUGUUCGAAUUGGAAGCCAUGGAAGAGUUCGUUGAAGAGGUUAGUUUUGCGAAUCUUUUUCUUUCGUCUUUUGGCCUCACGAAAACUUGAACUUAUAGUAUGCGUUGGAAUUUCUUCGAGAUUUGAAAACUCGGAACAAAACAAUAAUUAUAGGCAAGAAACCCAAAGGUCUAGCCUGUCAAAAAAACUCGAAUAAGAUAGAAACUUCUUUCUUAUCAACUUUUAUUUAUCUUUUAAAAAAAAUGAAAAAAUCAACAGAAACCAAAAAGUUGAUUUCACUAGAAAAAAAUACCUUGCCAGAAUCACAAACCUUUCAUAUCUUUAUAUAGAUAGAAUUUCGGAAUUUUGAUAGAAUUCCGGAAAACGAAUUUUGGCGAGUUCUACUACUGUAAUUAAAGUUUUUAGUUAUUGUACAUUGAAAAAAAAACAAUAACCGCAUUAGUUCGAUGAAAAUUUACCUGUCUUCGCAAAUCCAAAGAGAAUUUUUGAAAAAAAGUUGCUUAAGACCGGCUCGUCCAAUUCGUCCGACUCGUUCUUCCUCACUCAACGCGACCGGGAACGUAUCGCCCUCGCUUAUGCCCGAGCCAACCUCGUCGAAGUCUCCGAUGACGAAGAUGAACCCGCAGAGGUUCCUCGCGCUGAAGACUCCGAAACCAUCGCCGCCGAAGACGCCCAAAUUGAUGCCGUGCAGACCUCCUCUCUUCAGGUUUCUUUCCCAGUUUCUCUUGCACUUGUCGUUUGGUUAAAACAUUAGAAAAAUAAUUUUCGGCCUGAAACUCAAAACUGAACAAAAUUUCUGUGAAGCUGGCGACGAAGAGUACUUCAAAGUUCUCAAAAGACUCGACUUUUAAAACUAUAAGCUUUACUCUUUGAUCAAAUUGGUGAUUGGGUUUCAUGCAGAAUAUUCCAGUGUUUUUAUACUUUAGAAUAUUUUAAUUUGAAGUAAAUAGAUGAGAUACACCCAAUUGGCGGUGAAUUAAAAAUUUUUGGGAUCUUUUUAAAAGUGAAACUUCAGAAGGCUCAAUUAAUGGAAAAUAUAAGGAGAAUUCAGGCAAGGAGACAAAUUGGGUUUCAUUUUAGAGAUCUCAGGUCUUUUUGAAAGGCUAAUGUUGGAAUUUAAGGGCGAAGAUGUGCCAGAAGCCGAAGAAAUGAGAGAUGAGAUGGAGGCUGUGGAAGAUGAGGCGGAGGAGAGAGAUGAGAAGGACGAAGAGGAGGUCGUCGAGGAGGAGAAGGCCGUUGACCAGGCCGGUCCAGCAGCCCAGCCCGCCGCAGCUCCUCAACAAGCUGCGGCUGGUGUUGCCGGCACUGGUCAAACCCAAAAACUGCCCGCCGGCCAGGUAACUAGCAAAUUUUGAAAAAAAAAAAAAUUAGGAGGCUUUCUUUCUCUAUAAAGCAUCCUUAACUUUUUUUAAAGCUGCUAAUCCCCGUCCUACUGACUUUUCUCAGUCCUUUUUCAAUGAGAUCGAAUUUUUCGCCGUUUUUUUUCGAAAAGAAAGAAUCUCAAUGUGCCUAAGUGUCCUAGACUUUGUGCCCUUUGUCUUUCAAAAAGUCGGCGUUUUGUGGAUUGCGAUCUUUUCUUAUGAGCUUGUUUCAGCGUCCCAGGCCCGUGGCUCAACGAGCCUCGAGACGGCUCAGGGGCUUGGACGUUGGCCAAGCCGUCCGCCGCGUGCCGCCAGCCCUAGCUGGUCUGUCUCCGGCCCAGCUCCUCCUCAAGAUCAGAGAGGAGUUGGAGGCCAAGCUACGGGACGGUGGCUCCGGCGACGAAGAGCUGCGGAAGGUUGGCCGACUCUCCUCGGCAAAGACGUCGCUCGAAGCGAUACAGAAGGGGCGCCACGUGACGGGCGUUCAGAUGGCCAGGAUCCUCCGGAAGAUCGAAGGAGGAUACUGA